Molecule: messenger RNA, 2207 nt
Organism: Hydra vulgaris (swiftwater hydra)
Lineage: Eukaryota; Metazoa; Cnidaria; Hydrozoa; Anthoathecata; Hydridae
Product: cytoplasmic polyadenylation element-binding protein 4
Biological process (GO): regulation of translation
Molecular function (GO): mRNA 3'-UTR binding; translation regulator activity
Source: RefSeq, a predicted model, not a curated record
AUUGUUCGUGGUACUUGUGCUGAAGAAACACAAUUUUUUUUAAGCGAGAAUUUAUCACUGAAAGUAUUACAAACGUGGCGUCUUCUAAAAUUGAAGCAAUAAUUUUACUCGCGUUUUUUAUUUGUCGCCUGAAAAGGUAAAAUAAUAUAUUACAGCUGUUAGAAUUUGAAAUAAUGGGCGACUACGGUUGUACAAGUACUGGCAGCAAUACUUUUGAACCGUUUGAUACCGAUAUUUACAAAGACAAAACAAUUAAAUCUCAAGAACUAAACGAAAGUAAAGAUAGCGACGAAGGAUUUAGUUCUUCCUUUUCUCCUACAAGCGAAAGCUCAAAUAUUCAAGAGCAAGGAAUAUCUGCUAAUAUGCAUUUGUGGGGAAGUAGCUCUAAUGAAAAAGAGGAACCUUAUUUUCUCGGUCAUAUGCAACAAUCAGUUUCUGGAAAUAUGUCGUAUCAAAAUGUUAAUAACCGUCGACCUAUACAAGCGCCUCUUGGUCAUGUUAGAAAACCAACCCCGGCUUUAUCAACAUACCUUGCGUCAAACAAAGCUGUUGCUAACUCUCUCGGAGUGUCUGGUUGGACUGUACAACCACCUCAAAAUGUUUCUUCCUGGCCAAGUAGCCAACAUCAAUCUUCUUUAAUAGGAAGUACGCUUGCGAAUUCUAACUGGAAUAAUUCAAUUCGUAAUGGAAUGGUAAAUGCUUUUUCAAUGCAAGGAAAUUCUGUUUCUAUGCAUCAACAACAACAUCAGCAGCAGUCAAUUAAAAGCGUUUCACAUAAUAAAUUGAACCCAAUGCCUCAAAGUUUACAAAAUAAUCAAUUUUAUCAAGCUCAAGCACAACAAGCUAUGUUAGCUGCUUCCAUUCAAGCCAAAAAUUUUAAGAAUAGGAAUUUUGAGUCUUCACUUUCAUUCAACGCAACUCCGGGAUUAAAUACCAUGCAAAACUCAAUUUCUAAUAUGAAUUCAGCUCUGGAUAUGAACAUCGUAGAUGAUAUAUCUAAACUAACUAAUAGUUUUACUAAUAUGAAUACUUCGGACUCAAAUAAUAUAAAUGGUUCUCCCGCAAAUGGUUUUUACUCGAAUAAUCAGGAAAGGCGAAAUGAAGAUAUUGUCAAAUACUCUUCUCUUGAAAGUCGUUUUCUUGGGGACGUGUUUAAAUCCCCUCUUGAUAACGAUAUGAUUAGAUAUGAUGCAUUUAUGCAAUAUGCAAGUAAUCAAAAAAAAUUUUCACGCUCAAGAGAUGAUCAAAUAGUUCCUUCUUUGGCUUCUUCGCUUAAUGGAUCGCCAAGAUCUGAUCUUGAUUGCGGAAUUGAACGUUUUUCAAGAAAAGUGUUUGUUGGGGGACUUCCUCCAGAUAUAGACGAAGAUGAGAUUCACGCUAGCUUUUGUAGAUUUGGACCUUUAACUGUUGACUGGCCGCACAAAGCAGAAAGCAAAUCUUACUUUCCUCCUAAAGGCUACGCUUUUCUAUUGUACAAAGAUGAGAUUUCCGUACAACGACUAAUUGAUUGUUGUAUUAUGCAAGAUGGUAAACUUUACUUAUGCGUAUCAAGUCCUACUAUUAAGGACAAACCAGUUCAAAUAAGACCGUGGAAUUUAGCUGAUGCCGAUUUUGUCAUGGACGGCUCACAGCCUUUAGAUCCUAGAAAAACUAUUUUUGUUGGCGGUGUACCUAGACCUCUGAGAGCAGUUGAGCUUGCAAUGAUAAUGGACAGAUUGUACGGUGGUGUUUGCUACUCCGGAAUUGACGUUGAUCCUGACUUAAAAUAUCCUAAAGGAGCUGGAAGAGUUGCGUUUUCAAACCAACAAAGCUAUAUUGCAGCCAUAAGUGCCCGAUUUAUCCAGCUUCAACAUGGCGAAAUCGAUAAAAGGGUUGAAGUAAAGCCAUAUGUACUUGAUGAUCAAAUGUGUGAUGAAUGUCAUGGUGUAAGAUGCAAUGGAAAAUUUGCUCCAUUUUUCUGUUCAAAUAUAACUUGUCUUCAAUAUUAUUGUGAGCAAUGUUGGGCUAUAAUUCAUUCCAGACCAGGAAGAGAGUUUCACAAGCCUUUGGUAAAAGAAGGUGGAGACAGACCACGCCAAAGCACUCUUGGUUUUAGAUGGCCCAUAAAAACUUCUCAAAUGGCGUCAAUACCGUUGCUUCAAUAAUACCUUAAUUUUUUUAUUAUUAUUUUACUGACAAUUUUAUUAUACUUAAUCGGAAUGUGUAAA